Diatraea saccharalis (sugarcane borer) is the source of this 1269-nucleotide messenger RNA. The record is from the annotation of a GenBank genome assembly. Lineage: Eukaryota; Metazoa; Arthropoda; Insecta; Lepidoptera; Crambidae.
AGCUAAGACAAUAUUAACAAAUCUUAUUUAUAUUAUUCGCAAUAUGGAAUACGAUUUAACACGAAUUGACUAUACUAUUACUGGAAUAACAUUCCCUGAUACAUUAAAAGUAUUACCAGUCUCUGGACCUAAGUCACAACAGAAGUUUGUUAUUGGAGAUAAAAAUGGUGUUUUACAAUGCUUGGGUAUUAAGGAUGAGGAGCCAAUCGUUCAAUUCAAAACAUUACCCGGAAAACCGAUUACUUCUGUACAACUUGCUUCCGUUUCUGGUUCACAAACAGAUAAAAUAUUUGCUGCAUCGGGAAAUGAAGUCAAAGGAUACACAAGAAAAGGGAAAGUGUUUCUGACAAUCGAAACAUCGGUCUCUGAAACAAUCACGUCUAUGUAUGUACAAACUAUGGAGUUAAGGGCAGUAGAAAAAAAGAAAUCAAAAUUAUUUACUCGAUCUACCUUACUAGUACUUAGAAAGUCGAAAUUAUAUGCCAAUGAUGGGAGAUAUUACACUGAGAAUAGCAAGCAACACACGCAAGGACUGCUUUUUUAUCCACUAAAAAAAAUAUUUACGUAGUCCAAACAGUUUAUUUGUAACUAGGUACACCACGUGUGUGUCGUUGGAGGAGAUUUAAUUCUCUGUAGUGGUCGAACUAUAACAUGUUAUAGAGAUUUAAAGGAGCUGAACACUUUUGUGUGCGAAGAUAGAGUCCUUGAUAUUGCAGCAUUCACUUCCGCGAACAGUACCCGAAUACGUCUUCUAGCUUUAGUGGCCAACAAAGGUGCCGUGAUUUUGGAGGGUGGUCAAUUAAUUGCACAAGCGACAAUUUCAUCGGGUCCUUGUCGGCUAGCUGUUCCUCCAGUUCAUCACUUUAAUGAUAUAUAUUCAUUUUAUGGAGCUGUGGAUGGCUGCAUUGGUCUUAUAAUUUACGAUGAUUCUGUGCUAACCAACAAGUGCUUGAUGGAAGGGCGUGGUUUGGGUUCGGUGGUAUGUAUAGGAUGGUUCUUCAGUAGUAAUGGUAUUCAUCUUGCUGUCGGUCGCCAUGAUGGCUCUAUACAACUUUACCUUAUAGACUUAGAAAACAUCACAGAAAAGCCACGUUUGAAGUAUACAUAUUUUUGUGGGGAGCCUGUAACUUCUGUAGCCGGAGGUUGUAUAGGGUCUGAAGAAAGCGAAUUAUUAGCGAGUACUUUUUCUGGAAGAAUAUUUUCUCUGCGAUCACAUCGAUACGCAUCGGGUGCCCAUCCUUUAGCAAAUGUUCCUCGAGAAGCACUUGC